Formica exsecta is the source of this 6934-nucleotide messenger RNA. It is a transcript of the gene PIP5K59B, whose product is annotated as phosphatidylinositol 4-phosphate 5-kinase type-1 alpha. Gene Ontology annotation, biological process: phosphatidylinositol metabolic process. The coding region runs from base 518 to 3301 and encodes 927 amino acids. Lineage: Eukaryota; Metazoa; Arthropoda; Insecta; Hymenoptera; Formicidae. The transcript is spliced from 19 exons. The record is from RefSeq and is a predicted model, not a curated record. Gene Ontology annotation, molecular function: phosphatidylinositol kinase activity.
GCGAUUUAGAUUCUCCUCGCGAUCACCAGGCGUCGCCAACGGUAAUGGCGUCCGGUCGAUAAUACGAUAGAGGAGGCGCUUUCUCGACUCUCGCGAAAGUCGGAGUAUCGAAGUAGUGGAAGUAUACGAUACGGGGUCCACGACGUAUCACGGAUCACGGAGCGAGCUGGCAGUUUUUCCUUCGCGCAGCGAGACUGGAAAAUCGUCCGGAGACCGGGGACGAGAACGCGCCGAUAGAGACGCGACGCGAGACGCGAGUGAGCGAGCGAUAAUAAUGUCGCGUUGGAUCGCGCGACGACGACGGGCCGCGUAAUCAAUCGCGGUAGAUUUUCCCGCGACAGCAGCGUCGUCCGAACAUGCGUGCGGUGCGGAACGACGGGCACCGAGCGACAACCGAGGAGGCUCCUUCGAGGAACUGUCAGGGGGAUCGUCGCCACCACCAUCGCCGCCGACGCCGCCACCACCGCCGUUACGCGUGAGUCAGUGCGAGAUCGGACGGAGGCGACGCGCACGCAAAAUGGCUUCGGGCGACAAUGUGGACGUGAUCGAAGUGGUCGAGACGACGAGCUUCCCCGGGUCGGCGACGCAGCCCGCGGUGGAUCAUCUCAGGCCGGACCAGUCCACCGCCGAGGAAGACUAUAAAUCGAUUGGAGAAAAAACAACAGCAUUUGACAGUUUACACGUGGUACAACAUGGUAUCACUGGCGGCAAGACCCCCGCGGGGGUGUCGAGAAACAAAUCAGAACGAGAGAGAAAGAUUGGGCAUCGAAGAGUUGGAGUGGGUGGUGAAAUCACAUAUAAAAAGAUUCAAACCACACAAAUUAUGGGAUCUAUUCAGUUGGGUAUACAGCAUGCUGUUGGUGGUCUUGCAAGUAAACCGGAACGCGAUCUGUUAAUGCAGGACUUUAUGACGGUGGAGACAACGAAUUUUCCCAGUGAAGGAUCAAAUCAUACUCCAGCCCAUCAUUUCUCGGAGUUUAAAUUUAAAAAUUAUGCACCCAUUGCAUUUCGUUAUUUUAGAGAUCUUUUUGGCAUACAACCGGAUGACUUUUUGAUGUCAAUGUGUAGUGCUCCAUUACGCGAAUUAUCAAAUCCUGGCGCUAGUGGGAGUAUCUUUUAUCUAACGGAUGAUGAUGAAUUUAUCAUAAAGACUGUGCAGCAUAAGGAAGGAGAAUUUUUACAAACUCUUCUUCCAGGAUAUUAUAUGAAUCUAAAUCAGAAUCCGAGAACACUAUUGCCAAAGUUUUUUGGGUUGUAUUGCUAUCGGUGUAAUAGCAAGAAUGUUAGAUUAGUGGCUAUGAAUAAUCUUUUACCUUCGUUUGUAAAGUUGCAUCAGAAAUAUGAUUUGAAAGGAUCUACAUACAAGAGAAAGGCAUCGAAAUCAGAACGUUCAAAGUCUUCACCGACAUAUAAAGAUCUAGAUUUUAUGGAGCAUCAUCCAGAAGGCAUCUUUUUAGAGGCCGAUACAUACGGUGCGUUAGUAAAAACUAUUCAACGGGAUUGUCGUGUAUUAGAAAGUUUCAAAAUUAUGGAUUAUUCUUUACUUGUUGGAAUCCAUAAUCUUGACCAGGCUGCAAAGGAAAAAACUCAAGAGCAAAGAUUAUCGGCAAGCGCUGAUGAAGAAGUUGGUGAAGUGGGUGAAACUGAUGGAUUUAUUCAAUCUGAGAAGGAAAAAGAUAGAGAAGAUAGAAUAGGCGCUGCCGCUUUGAACCGAUCACGCAGUAUAAAUCGUCAAAGAUUGGUUGCUCAUAGCACGGCAAUGGAAAGUAUCCAAGCUGAGAGCGAACCGAUAGAUGAAGAAGAUGACGUACCUUGUAAUAAAAUUCCUGCCAGGAACGCGCGCGGUGAACGUCUUUUGUUAUUCCUUGGUAUUAUCGAUAUUUUGCAAAGCUACAGAUUGAAAAAGAAAUUAGAACAUACGUGGAAAUCGAUGAUACAUGAUGGGGAUACAGUGUCGGUUCAUCGACCAGGAUUUUAUGCGCAACGCUUUCAGGAUUUCAUGGCCAAGACAGUAUUUAAGAAAAUACCAUCACUGGACCUGCCUGAGAUUAAGGGGAAUCACCGCAAAUUCCGUAACCUCGUCACCAGCUAUAUAGCCUUGAAGCAUUCCCCGUCGAAGAGAAAAAGUAUAAGCAGACCACUGAGGCCGCUGGAGGGUGAUUUCGACUCGACCGCGGUGGCGGCAACUGGAGGUUCGGCAAUGCAUGCUACAUCACCUACGAAGGCCGCAGUUAGCCUGCCCGACUCUGCGAUCAGCGCGACGAACGCGGCGGUCACGAGUGGUUCGGUGCCGAUCGCCACCUCGACCCCAGUUAAUCCCGCCGCCGGUCCGCUGAGUCCGCCACCGUUGACCUUAGCCGCCGGUCAGGUCCCGCAUCCGCACGAGCAUCCGCCUGGGGCCGCUCCCACGGUCAAGGUCACGACUUACCCAGCCGUGCUGAAGGGUAGAAGCGCGGCAAGUCCGCCGAAUCCGAACCUGGUGCCGUCCGGCAAGGUUCCGCCGCCGGUACCACCGCGGGGCACGGGCCCCUCGAGGACCGGCAGGUCCUCCGAGGAGUACCGGACGGCUGGCGGCGCCGCCUCGACGACGUCAUCGGUGACUUCCAGCCGAGGUGGCACCCUUCCUUCCACCUGUUCCACCCCGCCCCCGCCCUUUGACGACGCAGUCCGCUCGAACGACCAAACUCUGGCUUCCGGUGGUCAUCUUCAACAAGGCGGCGCAACCAUCCUCACGAGCAGCCUGAGCUCAGCUCAUUCCAAGCAAAAUAAGGUUGUUCAUCAUGUUACGCUCACCAAGACGUAUCACGACACUGUGAGGAAAAGGAAAAUCAUAUCGGACGUGCAUUUGGAGAGCAGCGGUAGCGGUAGCGGCAGCGGCGGCAGGGAAACCAAAUCAUCGCUGAGCGUCGAGAGCGGGGGUAGCAGUCGCGGUGGCGGCUGUCUCACGUGGACCCCACCGGCCGGAAGCGCCGAAGGCUCGACGCCAACAUGGACCGAGGGGACACCAUCCUUCACCGAGAGCUCCAGCAGCGGCGACAUAGGUUGUCCAACGACGCCGAUCAAGGGUAAUCAGCGUCAGGAUGACAGUGGAAGGAUCGCGGCCACCGUGGAAGAGGCAUUAGCAAGUCUCACGACCGAAAUGAGGCGAACCAGCCAAGAUGGACAGCAUCAAUUGGAGCAAAGCACAUCCUUUUCGUUUUAUCGUCAAAUCAGGACGAGUCUGAAGCGCGGUAACUCGAACCACGUUGCGGUGAUGAGGAACAUGCAAAGAGCAUUAAACGUUCGACGUCGAGCACCAUGACAUACGCAUGGUUCAUGGAUGAAUAUAAAUUAUUUUUUUAUAGACGUCCGUGAGAUUUUGAAAUCAAUAAAAUCAUAACAUAAUCAAAUCAUAACAUACGCAUAAAAUCGAGCACAUGCGUAACCUCAGAUCUGAAAUGUUAUCGAAUUAUAUCAAAGCAUACGAUGUGUUGUAAAAGUAAUUAUUAAUAAUCUUAUCAUGAAGCUGAUUGUAUAUAAAAAGACAAAAACGCAAAAUGUAUAUUGUUUGAUAUUUAAAUUAAUAAUAUUCUGAAUAAUGUGUGAUAUAUAAAGAUAAAAUAAUAUUGGAGAGACUUAUAAUGUAUUAAUUGAGGAAUCUACAAUUGUUCUUAUUAUAAUUGUCCUUUAGAUGUCAUUUGUAGAUACAACAAUAAUGCAAUCGAAAUACAUUCAUAAUCUCAACAAAAUAAGAUUGGAAACAAAAAACAAAUUAAAGAUGAAUGUACUUAACGAAUUCUCGCGAUUUUACCUAUUUAUUUAAUAUUAACACACUUCAUCUAAUUAAUUAUUUAUUUAUUAUCAAAGAUAUAAUGAACAAAAAGUAUUUGGCUUUAUAAAAAAAUUUAUAGUUGACAUACGUAUGUAAUUACUCGCAUAAUUCUAUGCGCGCUGCAUUUAUUUUAUCGGUGUGGACACGAUAAUCGCUGAGAAUCAAAAUCAAAUGAAAAAUUAUGUCGCAGACAUUUAUGAUGUUAUUUAAUCGUGCAAGUGUGCCAAGAAUUCGACAAAAGGCAAGUGAUUCAACGAAGACAUAUAUUUAUUAUGAUCUGUUAAUCCAUGCGUCUCUUCCAUUUCGGCAUUUGCUCGUUUUAUUCUGUCAUUUCAAAGUGAAUGAAUUCUUUUGAGCAUUACAUUUUAUCCUUCGACGAACAAUAUAAUUCGCAAAUUUAAUUAAUAUAUUAGUAACAUUUUUAAUCAUUAAGUACUAUCACUUUUUUCUAAAUCACUAACAUUAGGAUAAGUCUAUGGGUAUGCUUGAAUUUAAUUUGUGAUAGUAUUUAACGAUUAAUGAAGAGAUAUUGAAUAUAUUUUUUAAUGAUUUAAUUCAUAUUUCUAUUGGUUUAGAUUAUUUCCGAUACUAAACAGUCGGUGGAUCUUUAUCACCAACUUACGUAUUAUUGUAAAACGCGAAUAAUAUAUUAUUUUGUAAUAUAACCAUUAUCUCAUAUAUGUGUAUAAAAGCUAUAUUUUCUUAAUUCUUGCAUUUUCUACUAUUUUUUUGUAUUAUUUGUCUUCGAAUAUCUGACAACAUUGCGACUGAAAUGAUUCCUGGAUAUUUAGAUGGAUUUAUAAAUAUACAAUAUAUAUAUAUAUAUAUAUUUGAAGAAUUGGGAAUGGGGAAGCUGGGUUGGAGAAAUCAUAUGUAUACGGCAAUCGACACCGAUGGACUAGUUGUAUCGAUUUUAAAGCUUGAUACUUUAUGCAUUAGCUUAAACGAAAUAUUCGAGCGCUUUUUUCUCUUAAUUGUUAAUUAAUUACUAUCUUCGAAGUUAGUGUGUUAUUAGAAGAAAUAUAUUGCUAGCCAAAUUCAUGACACCUAGUCCAUUCCUGUCUGUCCGAAAAACUACCGUAUAAUAAUGUUAAUUAAUUUCAGUAACGAAGCGAUCCUUCAAUUAUGUCACGAAUGAAUUGUCAUUUAAUCAUGAGAAUGUUUGGCAAUAUAUAAAUAUACAUAUAUAUUAUUUAAAUAAAGUAAUUAGAAUUAUUUUUAUGAUUAUCGCUAUUAUCGUCGUCGAGCGAUGUACAAUACUGAUUCUCGUAUACAUCGCAAAUUAUUAUAUUCUUUAUUGACGUUCUCCUUUUACUACAAUCGUAUAUUUUUUGUUAUUACAAAGAGAGAUUUAAUAUUAUUAUCUCAAAAAUAACGCUCUCUGCUAAGUAUACCGAAAUUUCAAUCAUUGAAUUUUGAACUGUUGAAACAUUUUAUCAUUAUAAACCAUUAAAUCAACCGUCUUAAAAAGAUUAUUAUCUGUAGUACUUUAUAUAUAUAACCCUCUUUACCCUCGAUCACUUUAUUUUUGCUUUAUUUUAACGAGUUUCUUAUCCUGGUUUCUUUAUUUGCUCCCUUUCAGACUCAUCUGUAGACAAGUGAACGGAGAUAGUUGUAGAAAAAGCGAAAAGAGAGCGAGAAAAAUGAUUGCGGGACACAAAUAUGACUGGCCUGACGGGCAGUUGGUGCAUUUAUAGAAAUCUCUGGAAUUAAUGUAUGAAAAAAGCAUUAAUAUUAAGUUUGUUGUAAGUCUAAACACGUAGCAAAUAAGUAAAGUGUGCUCGGAAUUGACAGAGUGCUAUCGAUAUAUCCCUUUUACACCGAGAGAAAAAUUAGUUCGAUUUUAUAUUUCAUUUAGAAUUUUUGCAAAAUGACUAAAAAUGAUAGAAACAAAAUUAAAAUUAAGGAAUCAUGUUUCAAUUUGGGCAAUUAUGAAUUAUAAUAACAAUUAUAUUUGCUGAAGAAAAAAUAUUUUCCUCUCGGGUGUCUUUUUUUAAAGAUCUGUUAUCUGUAAAAUCUCCCCUUCCCCCGCAAGAAAAUUCUUAUUUAUGUAUUUAAAACUAUUAUAAUUUAAUAUAAUUGUUCUCAAAGUUAACAAUUAUAUUAUAAAUUAUAAAUAUUUAAUGUAGUACGAAUCUCAAAAUUUUCAGAAAUAUUUUAGAAGAUAUUUCUUUCAGAUACAUAUCACGCAUAUAUAAUUUCGUAAUAAUAAUUGAGACAAUUACACUUGUUCAUACAUCUUUUGUCAGAUUUUUGUCAGGGAGAAUUUCAAAAUAUGUUUUUCAACUCGAUUGCUUCGCUGCUGCUUUCGGCAACGAGUGCAUUACGAUUAAGUUAUUUAUUUUUUUCUGCUACCCGUUACUGCCUCGUAUAUCAAUUAAGAUAUUAUUCCGUGGCUAUUAAGUACAUGCAACGGGCACUUCCGCAAAUCUAUUUGCGGAUACUGCACACUUUCAUAUAUGUACUGUCUGUGCAUAUAGACUCUCUAAAGAUCUUCCAUUCAAAUCUCUUUCUUUAUCCUUACAGUUUCGAAAUAAUAUAAUAAUUAUAAAAUUGUGAGUAUAAACGGUCGAGCAGCGGUGUUUUACUUACACAUUAUUUUAUUAAAGUGUAUGUGUGUCCUGAUUGCGGAAAAUAAUUUGUCAUUCGAUAGCGUGCGCGUUUAAAUGUGUUUAAGUUUAAUACAUAGUGGAUGUCUUCCGGGAAAUACAUCCGCGAAACGUGAAUGAGCAGAGAUCGUAAGUGCUGAGAUAUAAAUUGCAGUGGAAGGUGUUAGCGGUAACUAGCAAUUACCUCAAUUGAUCUUGGCAUAGAUAUUUUAAUAUGAGACUUGCCUCAAUUGCCACGAGUUAAUUGUUCUAACAGGCGCAAGUUUCUGUUUCUGUGUGCGUAUCUCUGCCAUUGAAACUAUCGAAUUCGUCGCGAUAAUUGCAUUAUCAUUCCAUAUGCGUAAAUACGCUGUCUCGAAAUUCUUGCAUAAUUCUUGUACAUUCUUGUAUAAAUCUGAGCAUUCUCGAUCUUAAAUCACCCGCAAUUUAGCAAAUUGUCGUGUACGAUAAUGAAGUGUUAAUAUUAAUAAGAAUUCUGUGUACAUAUAAUUGCUGUAAAAAAAAAAAAAAAAAA